This is a messenger RNA of Geodia barretti, 1140 nucleotides long. NCBI's taxonomy places the organism in Eukaryota, Metazoa, Porifera, Demospongiae, Tetractinellida, Geodiidae. The record is from the annotation of a GenBank genome assembly.
AUGAAGAACAAAAAGAUUCUCAUCAUCGGUGGCGGUGUGAUUGGACUCGGUAUCGGGUGGCAGUUGGCGAAAUCGGGUGCCGCCGUUACUAUCUAUGAGCGCGCACAAGCCGGACGCGCCGCCUCUUGGGCAGCCGCUGGGAUGCUUGCUCCACUCGCCGAAGCACAUAUCGAAGAACCGGAACUGCUUAAGUUAGGCAGCCAAAGUUUAGCACUCUAUCCGCAAUGGGUUCGGGAAUUAGAGGCGGCUGCAGAGAUGUCGAUCGGAUAUCGAGUGGAAGGCACUCUGAUCAUCGGGUUAGAGCCUGAUGAUACACACCAACUUAGACAUCUUUACGCCUCACAACAAGAUUUAGGGCUGGAUGUUACAUGGCUGACGGGACGAGCGGCGCGUGAAAUCGAACCUGCGCUUUCACCGCGCGUGACCGCAGCCAUCCGCUGCGAGAGCGAUCAUCAAGUCGAUAACCGAUUGAUGGUAAAAGCACUCCAACGCGCCUAUCAGAGAUGCGGUGGCGUGUUGCACGAAAACAGUGCGGUCGAAAGCAUCCAUAUCGAAAAUGGGAUCGCGGCUGGCGUCAAGACACGAGACGGCGAAAAACAAAAUGGAGAUGUCAUCGUGUUGUCAGCAGGAUGUGAAUCUGCCCAAAUUCAGGGACUUCCAGAUGCCAUCCGUCCGCCGGUGCGUCCUGUGAAAGGACAGAUGUUGGCAUUGCAGAUGGAGGCUGGCAUUACGGUCAAAAACGUCAUCCGCACCGUCAGAGCAAGGUAUCCGAUGUCGGUAUAUCUGGUGCCGAGAACCGAUGGCAGGCUCAUCGUCGGUGCGACAACCGAGGAGAUGGGGUUUGACACACGUUUGACCGCUGGCGGUGUGUUUGAGCUGCUCCGCGGCGCAUGGGAAGCGGUGCCGGGUGUUUAUGAACUUCCCCUUCUGGAAACAUGGACAGGUUUACGUCCCGGUAGCCGAGACAAUGCCCCCAUACUUGGCGAAACGCCCAUUGAGAAUCUGAUAUACGCCACAGGACAUUAUCGCAACGGCAUCUUACUCACACCCAUCACGGCUUACGAGGUCUCCAAGCUGAUUCUGACCGGUGAGACUUCAGAGACAAUCGCCCCGUUCCGGGUAGACAGAUUUUUGGCAUAA